UUAGAGUUGUUUUGCUGUCAAAAUGGAUGAACCGAUCGCAAAGAGAACGAAAACAGAAGCUAGUUGUUCCCUCGAAGCUUUUGAGAAAAACUCUGAAAAAACUUUAGAAGACCAGUUUGGAAUUUGUUGCUAUGUUAGUAAUUUCGUGGAAGGCGAUUUUCAAGAUGACGGCAAAUCUAUUGAUGUUAUUCUCAAACAUAGGUUUUCAGAUUUCAUUGUGAAUGAAAUUGAUGAAAAUGAUAGAGUUGUGAAUUUGACUUCAUUCGAGCUUCCGAAAACAGAGUCGGCUGAAGAAAAAAAUGAGUCUGAGAAUUUGUUCUUGUUUGAAGAUGAACAAACGAAAAUAAUUACUGAAAGUGUCUCGUCUAAAAUACGAUCAUGGGUCAAACUUUUGUCAAUACCGGAAGAGAAAAAAUCCAGAAAACUUAUUCACAGCUCAAUUCAAAAAAUUAAUCCGAGUUUAAUUUCUAAAAGCUUCGACGGGUUUAUUCACGUGAUGUAUUCGCCCAACCAAAGAGAUGAAAGAGGUCAAUUUCAUUCUAAAUGGGAAGGUCAUGGGUUCGGCAAUUACUGUUCAUUUGUGCUAUUUAAAGAAGGUCUGUCAACAAUGGAAGCCAUUGAUACAAUUUGCCGGCGGCUUAACAAACCAACUAAAGCAUUCAACUUUGCAGGGACGAAAGAUAAAAGAGCUGUAACUUAUCAAAACAUAACUGUUUUCAAAGUUGAAGCUUCGGUCUUGAACAAAAUAAACGAUUUGUGUUCAAAUAUCAAAGUUGGCGACUUUUCAUACACUAAAGCCCGACUUGGCUUGGGUGCUUCGAAUGGAAACGCGUUUAAGCUUCUGUUGCGUAAUAUCGACGUAAACAAUGUGCCUUUAUUGCAUAAUCGGUUACGUCAGGUUGAAGAAAAGGGGUUUAUCAAUUACUUCGGUUUGCAGAGAUUCGGCUCUAUGUCCAAUACGAACCCAGAAAUCGGGCUGAGUAUUUUGAAAAAUGACUGGCUAAAUGUAGUAAAUUUGCUUUUGUUUUCGGAUUCAAGUCAUUUGAAAAAGGUUUCAUGGUUUGAAGAGAUAAAAAAGAAAAUGAUGGCUCGAGAAAAUAUAAAUCUAACGAAAGAAAUGAUUUUUCAAGUUCAAAACGGCGUUGAGAAGAAGUUUUUAUUCGGUCUCAAAGACACUGGUUAUGACUCCGAUCAAAAAAUAAUUGAAGCGUUUGGUUAUUUGCAGCGGAACAUUCGUCUUAUUUAUCUACAUUCGUAUCAAGCUUAUCUAUGGAACUUGACAGUGUCACAAAGACUUAAAAAGUUUGGCUUAAAACUCGUGAUUGGAGAUCUUGUUCACCGUAGUACUGAAAACACAUUUGAGGUAGCCGAAAUAACGGCCGAUAAUUUAGCCGAGAACAAAUUUGAAAAUUGUGUUAUUCCAAUUGUUGGUUCAAAAAGUAAACUUCCUCCUAAUAUGUCUGAAUUUAUUUUGAAGUUCUUGGAAAAAGAUGGACUCACCCAAGCAAGCAUGGAUCACAAAAUCAAGGAGUAUAAAUUGAAGGGAGAUUAUAGAAAAAUUGUGUGUAAGCCGAAUUAUUUCAAGUAUGGUUUGAUUUCAUAUGAAUCAAUAGAAGAAGAUGUUCUCAAAAGUGAUAUCGAUUAUUUGAAAGAGAACGAAAAAGAGUCGAAAACGGUUAACAAAAAUGAAAGCCAAGAACUGUCAUUUGAAGAUAGUUUGGAUAAUGAGAAAUUUUUUGGGUUGAAAUUAUCCUUUCAUUUGCCAUCGAGUGCUUAUGCUACGAUGUUAGUACGUGAACUGACUCACAGUGAAACCUCUCAACAGUAUCAUAAGGCAGAGUCGGAUAAGCUGAAAGACGAGGAGUUCGAAAACUGCUGUGAAAACGGGGAUGAAAUUCCAAUGCACUGAAUAUAAUAACUUAAACGCGUUGAACCUUUUUGUUGAAACCUAUUUAAGUGGAUAUGUGAACAGUGUCUAUGACAUGAAAAAACUUGUGAACAGCACUUCAAGAUUUGAAAAUUUAAGUUAAACAUUUUGAGAUGAGUUAAUAAAGGUUGAA
Symsagittifera roscoffensis is the source of this 2060-nucleotide messenger RNA. Its product is annotated as pseudouridylate synthase 7 homolog. Gene Ontology annotation, biological process: pseudouridine synthesis. The transcript has a single exon. Lineage: Eukaryota; Metazoa; Xenacoelomorpha; Acoela; Convolutidae. Gene Ontology annotation, cellular component: nucleus. The coding region runs from base 23 to 1909 and encodes 628 amino acids. Gene Ontology annotation, molecular function: RNA binding; pseudouridine synthase activity. The record is from RefSeq and is a predicted model, not a curated record.